AGCUCGAGCAUCUUCCAGUAUUGCUUCCCAAGCACGAGAUCACGUUAACAGAUUGGGAGUUCGACUGCGAGCCGCAUGGCCGAGUGGAGCGGACUACUCAUCGCCCCGAAGAAGGAGGCUCGCGGCGCCGAGUCCGCGGAAGGAGCCCCGCCAGGCAAGAAGGCGAACACCGACAACGCCGCCUCCGACCAGAGGCUGCUGAGGCAGCUAGAGAGCAGGAUGCGCACCCUAGAGUUCGAGAUGCAGGUAACCAAGUUCUUCAACAACGACGCCCAGAUCAUAUGCAACAUGGUGGACCUUCAGAAGCAUUACGACACGCAAGUCAAGCAGAUCGGAGGCGGUCACAAGCUGGGGAGCCCCCAUCUACAUCUUUUCGGCAGCAUUCUGAGCGAUAUCGAGAGCUUCUUCACCAAGGGCGUCUCCCCCGACCUCCAGGGCUUCCAGUUCCUCGCCGAGCGCCUGAAGCUAAACAUAGAGGUCUCGAAGGACCCGAUUUUGAUCGAGGAGUGGUGCAAGGUAUGUGGAUACAGCAAGACAUUCGACGGCAAGAAGACGCGCCUGACCCUGGACUUGCGCGGACAGGUAGUGGUAGGCAGCAACGCGGACGUGGCCAGGGAGUUAUUCCAAAAGGCAAAGGAGGAGCACGAGCUGGGAGAGAUCCACACGCACCCCCUCGAGGUCGCGUUCCCCCUCCCCGCGAGAUCCAAGCUGAUGACGCUCAACCACGCCUUCGCCACCAUCCUCAGGGGCAUGGGCGCCGACGGCAAGCAGGGCCGCGCCCCGAAGGGCAAUCUAGUCAGGAAGAUCGGAGGCAGCAACAACAGGAAGUGAGUGAACAUGACGUAGCAGCCCGCGUGAGCCUAGCUGCGGAGGCCGCAGCGGGCGAUCACCCCCCUGAAGACUUCGAGGCAGAUGAGGAGGCAGCAGGAUUUUUUGGAUUCUGACCUUUGGUUUUUUUCCAGCCCGUCCGUGCUUCCUCUCCUCGGUGAAAUCCAGGAGGCCGCAGCGUGUGACGCGUCUAAGCGACGUGGCCCAGGCGACCAGACACCGUUUCCAGAAGCUUUCUUGUAUCGGGGUUGCCGAGUGGGU
Molecule: messenger RNA, 1089 nt
Organism: Prorocentrum cordatum
Lineage: Eukaryota; Dinophyceae; Prorocentrales; Prorocentraceae
Source: the annotation of a GenBank genome assembly